Molecule: messenger RNA, 1505 nt
Organism: Phragmites australis (common reed)
Lineage: Eukaryota; Viridiplantae; Streptophyta; Magnoliopsida; Poales; Poaceae
Exons: 3
Coding region: 293-1276 (327 amino acids)
Source: RefSeq, a predicted model, not a curated record
UAAACGCGCGCAACCGAGCGAGCAACCCCCUCGUUUUCCAUUGCGCUGCGGGCUGCUUUAACAAACGCGAGGCAAAACGGCGGCACGCGUGUCCUCCACCCCACCCAACCCAUCUCAAAACCCUAGCACUCACGCCUGUGCCGCUACCCGAAUCCCAGUCCGAUCCCCGGCGGCGAGGAGUCCCCGCCUCGAUUUGCCGCGGCAGAUCGGCGGGCGGGCCGGGACCCGCUAGAUUCAGAUUCGGAAUCGGUUGGGGUUCCUCGUCGGGUUCGCGUCGCGGGCGCCUGAGAGUAUGGUGGGCGGGGGGAGGCGGGGCGGAGCAGCGGAGGAGGUGAAGCUCAACACCGGCAACGUGUUCGCGGCGCUCGAGUCUCUCAAGAAGAAGAAGAAGGGUGACAAGGGCAAGGCGGGCGGGUCCUCGCCAUCCUCCAGGAACAAGCACGGCGAGGGGGCCGCGCAGCAGCAGGCGCCGCAGCAGAAGGAGGUCUUCUGGGCGCCUGCGCCGCUCACCACCAAAUCCUGGGCCGACGUCGAGGACGACGACGACGACGACUACUUCGCCACCACCGCGCCGCCGCGCCCCGUCUGGGGUGCCGCCGGCCACGGCAAUGACGCGGGGAAGGACGUCGAGGACGCUGUGCGCGCUGCCCUCCAGGAGGAAAUUGAGAGUGAUGAUGAGGACCUUGAUGAUGAGGUUGAUGAUGGUGCUGAGGAUGAGCAUGAGCAUGAAGUGGAAGAUGUCUCAGCAGAACCUGCAAUGAAGACAGCUGCAGCUCCGACUGCGCCACCUAAAGAUACAGAAAGGCAGCUAUCUAAAAAGGAGUUGAAAAGGAAGGAACUGGCAGAACUUGAUGCUGUACUGGCUGAGCUGGGACUUUCUGGGAAUUCAAGCAAUGCUGCACAGGAUGCUGAGAAGAAAGGCGCAAAUCAAACUGCUGAUGGAGAGAAAAAGGAAGAUGCUCCUGCCCCCUCAGAGAGCAAGACCUCCAAGAAGAAGAAAAACAAGAAAGACAAAAGUUCAAAGGAGGCAAAAGAAACACAGGAAGCAGCUGAUGGGACAGAGGACACUGCCAGUGCAGAACCUGAUGAAAAUACUGCUUCGGUGGAUGUGAAGGAGCGCCUAAAGAAGAUGGCGUCAAUGAAGAGGAAGAAAUCAAGCAAAGAGUCGGAUAUGGCUGCAAAAAUUGCUGCUGCUGAGGCCGCCGCAAGGAAUGCGAGGCUUGCUGCAGCCAAGAAAAAAGAGAAGAGUCAUUACAACCAGCAGCCCGUGCGGUAAAUGGGCAAAAAGUUUUGAAUGCUCAGUUUGAUAUCCCCUUGUUCAUUUUGGAUUCCCAAUAAAACUUUUUUUGAGUUGUCGUAUUUAUGACCUUGAAGCGCCGUUCUGAGAUUCAUUUCAGAAUUCAUGAUGGCCUUUCUGGUCGCUAUACGGUCGUGUAAUUGUGUUUUGAAUUGUUCAUCCAAUGGAACUUCAUGGGACAACAUGGCCAUCGAGGGCUACUCGGAUA